Molecule: messenger RNA, 405 nt
Organism: Pelobates cultripes (western spadefoot toad)
Lineage: Eukaryota; Metazoa; Chordata; Amphibia; Anura; Pelobatidae
Source: the annotation of a GenBank genome assembly
AUGGAUGAUUUCCUUCAAACCCCGCUGGGGCCUAACCGGGAGGUGCAUGGGUCCAAGAUGGCGCCCGUGUCUCCUGCCUCGACCAGCUCGGUACAGGAGGAGCCCACACUGGCAGAUAGCGGAGCGGAGAUCAGACGGCUGGCGGCUACCAUGGUAACAAAAUUGGCCCUACAGUCCCUGACAAGCACCCUCACGGCAUCCCUCACCUCUACGGUAACAGCACUGCAAGCAGAUGUAGAUGCACAAGGCAACCGCAUACAGGCACUGGAAGCACAGGCCCAGGCCUCACAGCACCAAGCAUCUGCAGCUAACACAGCCUUAGCUCCCCCUCGCCCCCCCUGGGACUACGGCCCACCAUGGGGACUCUUUGCUUCUGGCGGGAAUACUACAGUUGUGCUUGUUUGA